AUGAAAAAUCAACAGCAAUAGCAGCCAAAUCAUUUUCCGCCCAUCAGGCAAGCUCCAUAAUCAUUUCCUCCUAGACAUGAUGGCCAAGCAGUAAAAGGAGAAGGUAGCAAAAUGUUCCUAUAGAUGGAUAUUUCUUAAAAACCAUACUGGUGACAAGCCAUAUAUCAAGCUCCUUAAAAAGAAGUAAACAGUUUUGGAGCCGCACGGUCAUUGGAGCCAGGUCAUGAUUGCCAGGUAUGGCCGAGCGGGACCCGAGGGGCUGGUGAUAGCUCCUCGGAGGAGAUCCUUCAUGUGGCGAGAGAUUGGGAGGUAUGUGCCUAUGGCUCUGGCGCAUACGAGGUGGCUGAUCGGUGACGGACAGAGCAUCGACGUGUUGGCGGACCCAUGGGUGGAUGCACUGCCUUUCAGACUAUGGCCGACGACGAUCAGUGUUGAGGCCGGGGCAGGACUUCGGGUUUCCGAUUUGCUCAGGCCGGGGGAGGCGGUGUGGGAUGGCGAUAGGCUGGGCCAGUUGUUUGGGGAGCAUCUGGCGGAGCGGGUACGGGCGAUCCCCCUUCCGGGAUUCGCAGGCCCAGAUGUCAGAGUUUGGAGCACUACCUGUCGAGCCAGUGUUGGGAUUGGCGAGGUUUCCCGAGUUCUUCAGUUGGGUUUACAGCCGGGCCUAGACUGUGGUUGGGUGUGGAGGUUUGGACUACACCAGAGGGUUGCUCUCUUCCUCUGGAAGGUGGCCUGGGAGCGAUUGCCGACAUGCUCAGUUUUGAGUAGACGUGGUAUGAGCCUGUCCCCCUUAUGUCUGGAGUGUGGGGUGGCCGAGUCGGUGGAUCAUGUACUAUUUCACUGUGUGAGGGCGAGAGGUGUCUGGAGUAUGACUGAGAUCCUGGAGGACACCUGGAGUGGGAGGGUUAUCUUCCUGGAGGUAGUUCGGCAGUGGGCCGGUGUUCCCCAGAUGCGGAGAUUGGCCAUCAGGGCGUCCUGUACAGCAUAUCAGAUAUGGCUGGCCAGGAACGCCCGGGUGUUUGGGGAGCGGCGGCUAUCCCAGCGUUUUGUGAUGGAGCGGGCCUAUGCCCAAGCGGAUGAGAUUAUCCAGGUCGAGUCUGCUCAUAGACCUUUGAUAGCUCGGGACACCUGGGGCUCCCACAUUGCUUCGGCAGCUCCGCACAGGGUAUUCUUUACCUGGGAGCCCCCACCCCCGAGUUUCCUCAAGGUCAAUUUUGAUGGCUCUGUCUUGGACGGUGGCAGGAGGGGAGGGGCCGGAUUUAUUGUCAGGGGCCCAGGUUCUGAUGUGUUGGCAGCAGGGGGCCAUCAGAUUUUUGACAUUUCGGUUCCAGGGGCAGAGCUGCGAGCGGCCUGGAUGGGUCUGUCCUACGUGCGGCGGGUGCUCCAUGCGAGCUCGAUUCUUCUCGAGGGUGAUUCAGCUACGGUGAUCAGUUGGAUCCGUAGGGGUCUGAGCAGUCAUGGCGGUGCCCACCCCUUACUUCGCGACAUUUGGAUGAUGGCGAGGGUGGGUGUCACAUUACAGGCUAGGCAUGUGUAUCGGGAGGCCAAUGGGGCGGCCGACUGGGUGGCUGCGUAUGUAGCGUGCCACUCAGGAGGUACCUUAUGGGCCGGGGAGAGAGAGAUGCCCGGAGCACUCCGGGACCUUUUGUAUUCAGACUCUAUUGGGUGUAUUCGUACCCGCUAUGUAUGAAUUGCCCGCCUUAGCAAAAAAAAAAAAAAAAAAAAAAAAAAAAAAAGAAGUAAACAAAAAAUUUAUAAAGGAAAGAUGAGGAGAGGUGGCCUAGGUAUCUGCUGUUAAUGUCACACACAAGUUUGGCUUCCUAAUAGCCUUUUCUAAAUGCAUUGUCAAGGCAUGAAGGAUGUGUGGUAGUUGUUUAUCGAUCUAGACAUAUAUCAGGCAGUAGAAAAGGAGAGCUAGCAAAUGCUCCUAUAGAUGGAUCUAUAUUCAAAAUCAUACUGGUGACCAGCCAUAUGUCAGGCUCCUUAACUAGUAAAAUUUAAAAGGAUGAGGAGAGGUGGCCUUGGUAACUGAUGUUAAUCCUUCUCACAAGUUUGGCUUCCGGGGAGCAUUCUCUCACAAGCAUGAUUAAGGUGGGAAGGAUGUGUGGAAGUUGUCUAUCACUACUCAAAAAGUAAGGGGGUAAAACCUCUAGAUGGUUUCUCUUCCAUACAUGCACCAAGGAGGGAUUUAAAGGGGAAGUUGGCUGUUAUUGGAAUCCAAACACGUAAAUUUUACUACUGGCGAGGCGAGAUGUGAGGCACUCCUGGCGCGACGAGCAGUGCAAAUUGUUCUGGAGCCACAUGGACUUUGGAGUCAGGUCAUGAUAGCGAGAUAUGGAAAAUGCAAGCUCAGCUGGCCAGGUGGUGGGCGGCCGGAGGACAUCUUUCAUGUGGCGGGAGGUUGGGAGGUAUAUGCCUAUGGCUCUAGCACAUACUAAGUGGUUGAUUGGCGACGAACGGAGCAUUGACGUGAUGGAGGACCCUUAGGUGGAUGCACUUCCGUUGAGGCUAUGGCGGACGAUGAUCAGCGGUAAGGGGACUGCGGGGCUCCGAGUGCACGAACUCCUCAUGCCUAGGGAGGCAGAGUGGGAUGAUGACAGGUUGGGCCAGUUAUUUGGAGAGCACUUAGCAGAGCGGGUACAGGCUCUCCCCAUCCCGAGAUCAGCAGGUCCAGAUGUUAGGGUAUGGAGCACCACUUGUAGGGCCAGACUCAGGGUUGGUGAUGUUUCUCGGGUUCUUCAGCAGGAGUCGGAGCUAGGUAGGGACUGUGGCUGGGUAUGUAAGUUUAGGCUACACCAGAGGGUUGCAUUAUUCCUCUAGAAGAUAGCCUGGGACUGUCUGCCGACAAGCUUGGCGCUGAGCCGACAUGGUGUUAGCAUUCCUCCUUUAUGCCAGUAUUGUGAGGUAGACGAGUCAGUGGAUCAUGCACUAUUCCAGUGUGUAUGGGCGAGGGGGGCUUGGAGGUUGUCCGGGAUUCUGGUGGUAGCUUGGAGCCGGAGGGAUUAUUUUCUGGAGGAGGUCCGGCAUUGGUCCAGUUCCCCCCAGAUGAGUUCUGUGGCUAUUAGGGCGUCCUGCAUAGCUUACCAGGUAUGGAUGGCCAGGAAUGCCCGAGUUUUUGGCGAGCCUAGCCUGUCCCCACGGUUCGUGAUGGAGCGGGCUCGGGCACAGGCAGCAGAGUUCCUUCAUGCAGGUCUGGAUCAUAAACCUUUGACAGCUUGAGACACCUGGGGCUCUCAUACUGCUUCAGCAGCUUCUCAUACGGUGUUUUUCACCUGAAAGCCCCCACCCCUAAGCUUCCUCAAGGUCAAUUUUGAUGGCUCAGUCCUGGACGGAGACAGGAGGGGAGGAGCAGGUUUUGUUAUUAGGGGUCCGAGCUCCAGCAUGGUGGCAACAGGGGGUUGUCAAAUCUUCGAUACCUCGGUCCCAGGAGCAGAGCUGCGGACGGCUUGGAUAGGAUUACGGUAUGCACGACAUGUACUUCAGGCGAGUUCCAUCCUCCUAGAGGAUGAUUCGGCCACAGUGAUCAGCUGGGUCCAGAAGGGCUCUCACAGCGAUGGAGGAGUUCAUUCUUUGCUCCGUGAUAUAUGGUUGAUGGUGAGGGAGGGGCUUACUUUUCAGGCUAUGCAUGUUAUCGCAAGGCAAACGGGGCGGCGGACUGGGUGGUGGAGUAUGUUGCGAGCCACUCAAGAGGCACCCUAUGGGUUGGUAAGGAUGACUUGCCCGGUGCAUUCCGGGACCUUUUGUUUGCAGAUUCCGCUGGAUGUAUUCGUACCCGUGUAGUAUGAAAUGCCCGUUUUUAGCACAAAAAAAAAAAACUCCAAAAGAAUUCUCUUUUUAUUAUUUAAACGAAAGUGUGAAAGAAAUACCUUUCCAUUGUUCAAGAAAGAGAUAAGUGAAAGAGCUCUAGCACACUUCUGUGGAAGGAUAAGUCUUCCUUCACAGUGAGACCCUUAUAGGGUUUUUUUCAUUCAGCUUGCAUAAGAAGGGAUGAAAAUAAAGGGGCACCUGUCAUUAGUGCCCCAAUAGGCACCAUAGUAAAUACACACUCCCAUCAUUAUAAGUAAUGAAGAAUUACUUUUAUCUUCCCUUUGUUCAGCUAUAGUUUGCAAUAUUUUAAGAGACUAGCUUGCAAAGUGCUACUUGAUUUAUUUUCAAACUAAACCAAGAGUAUCAAUGAAGCUUAACCUAUAAAAGGAUGACCAUUCUUCUUGUAAGCAGCAUAUUUAGAAUUUAUAUUGACCAUUCUUCUUGUAGUCAGCAUAUUUAGAAUUAUAUUGAUAGAUGUCGAGUUCUUUUCUUCUUCCAAAAUUGCAUUUCUGAAAUGCCGAACUUCUCUAGUUCAGUAAUUUCUCCAUAGUAUUGUGUUAGAAUCUCGCAAAGACUGAAAUACUCUUUUUGAGGGAAGUUUUCUUGAGAUCACCCUCCUCACAAAGUUGUUUCUUGAUGGUUAAAGUUUAUGAACUUCAAUUUCAAUUUGGGAACUUAUCCAAAAUAAUAACAGGAAGAAUGUUGUUUUAGCCAUCUCAAGGUUAUAGGAGUGGGGAUUUGGUUUAAACUAGUUUUAAAAAAAACCUUUGAGCUUAAUGACCCAUGGUAGUCUUAAACAAUAUUCAGUAUCUUAAUUAUAGAUAGUCACUACUAACUGCUAGUAGUUAGGUAGAUGUACCAUGGUGUGUCUUCUGCAGGUGAUAUUGCAUUGCUUGGGGAGCAAAAUGAGGGGGAGAGAGAGAAGACUAAAAACUACUGUAUUUAUAGAAGAAAGCUUGAAAGAGAUUAAAAGUCCACAAAACAAAAAUAGAAAUGUACGAAAUGCAAUGUUAGUGAGAAUACAAACAAAGAUAAGGCUCCUAUUAAGGUUGAUUGAUUAUAAGAUACCACAAAGUGACUGUUUUUAUUAUAUAGGAUCCAAUAUACAAAUAAUGAAGAGACCAAUGAAUAUAUGGGUGUGUGUGAUAGAAUUAGAGCUAGCUAACGUGCUUCUACGGCACGUGAUGAAAUAUCUGGGUGAACUAAAGGAAAUUUUUCUAGAAUGAAAAUAGAUCUCGCAAUGUUGUAUGCCCCCAAAAGUAGGACCAAAGAAAAAAUAAGUUUAGAGUUGCUGAGCCAAGAAUGUUGAGGUGCAUGUGUAGUAAACAAGCAUAGAGUGAGAAUGACAAUAUUAGAAGGGAUGUAGUAAUUGCAUGAAUCAAGGACAUAGUGAUGCAGAAAUGAUUGAAAUGGUAUAGGCAUGUGCAACAAAGAAAUUGAGGGGCUUCAGUAAGAACUUUGAUGUAGAAAAAGGCACAAGGUUACAUGGAUGGAAUAAGACAGGAUAGGGAAAAGCUUGAACUGACAUCAAAGGUAGCUAACAAGAAAAUAUGAAUGCAAUAUGAAAGGUUGGCCAUCGGAGUGAAAGGUCUAGAAUAGAAAAACUGCAGCUAGGGGACCAACUAGCAUCUACGUGCUUGGCAGGUAGCCCAAAAAUAAUAUAUUCAUUAAUUUAUUAAAAAUGUUUUUUUUUGUUUUUGUUUUUU
This is a messenger RNA of Phoenix dactylifera (date palm), 5510 nucleotides long. The record is from RefSeq and is a predicted model, not a curated record. NCBI's taxonomy places the organism in Eukaryota, Viridiplantae, Streptophyta, Magnoliopsida, Arecales, Arecaceae.